ACCAUAUAUAUAUUUCGAGGUUCUCUUCUGAUCCAGCUCUGCAAAAAAUCCACAGAUGCUAUAACUCGUCCAGAAUGCGAUGCGAAUUUUGGAACUGUAGAUUUUAACUUGAAUAUAUCAUAGUGAAUCGCAUUUCAUUUACGCGAUUCGUGUGCAUCUUCAUGGAUAUGGAAAUACUGGAGAAAAGUCUGAAGCUUUAAAAGAGGACGGUUGGGAGAAAUUUAAUAGCUAUGGCAAACUUUCUUGUGAGGAUUGUUUUUACAAUCAGUGUUCUCGUGUAUUCAACAAAAUCGGAACAGAGUCAUUGUGGUCACAAACCACUGUUACUAACACCGAAAAAUAGGAUCCAUGUUCAGAGACCAAAGACAACCCAGUCACGGAUACUGACACCUGACCAGAGAAUGAAGACACACGUGGAAUAUGACCAAUCAGUGUUAGAUCUUGAUGUCGCUUCUGAUAUUCAGGAUGCUGUAGCCGAGGUGGUAGAGCGCAUAUCAAAAACACUCUCUGUCAAACAGGAUCCGGGUUUCUUUUUAUUUCCAAAAGACUGUGAAGAUCCCAUGAGUGCUACGAUAAUUGAUGGUCAGGUAUACUGUACCGUAGGAUCCUGUUACGCGCCUGUAUGUGGAGAAAUAAUAGUACCAGAAAGCUUGUCAGAGCCUUGUUAUGACUGCUACGAUGACGGAACCAACUGCUUGGGAUUUGGAGGUAGGGAUAUAACGGAAUUGACUGAAAUGGUGCAUUUCACGCUCUUCGUUGGCUCUAUCAAUACGUCAUGUGACUCGGGAACUAUCGCUUACGCUUCGGCAUGUUACCUCGAUGACGUAUCAGACAGACCGAUUGCAGGUUUCAUGAACAUCUGCCCUCUUGGUCUUCAGCUGGUAAGAGAACGUCUCUUGUCUGUGAUCCAACAUGAGAUCUUCCAUGCGCUGGGUUUUUCUCACGGGCUUUAUGCGUUCUUUCGUGACAAAGAUGGAGAGCCUCUGACACCAAGAGAAAGUAAUGGACUGCCACCUUUUAACUCAGAUACUGGUGUAUAUCAGUGGAGUGAUCAAGUGAUCAAGGAAUUAAGUAUAAGUUGGGAGUCACCGGGAGGAACAGCACAACGUGCGGUCCAAGCGCUUGUAACACCAAAUAUUGUGAGAGAAGCUAGAGCUCACUUUGGGUGCCCGACUCUCGCCGGGCUUGAGAUAGAAGAUGGAGGUGGAGCCGGUACAGCACUCUCACACUUUGAGAAAAGAAUACUCGCGACAGAAUCAAUGAAUGGGUAUCUAGCACCAGUAAGCGCGUUCUCACGUAUGACCCUUGCUCUUCUUGAAGACACUGGAUGGUACAUACCGGACUAUGAUCAGGCUGAUAGGUUGAACUGGGGGAAAGAUCUCGGCUGCGACUUCGUCCAAAAGAGUUGCCACAACUGGAUUAACACCAAACAGAAUGCAGGCCAGAGUUUACUUCCCUGGUGUACUGAGAUAGGUGAAACCGCCUGCCAUGCUGAGGGAGUUGAUGUGGCUGUAUGUGGGUUCUACGAGUACGACCAGCCAAUCCCCACCGUCUUUCAGAUUUUUGGGACAACUAUUGGAGGAACUGACCUUGCUGACUACUGUCCAUACCACCAAGUGAAUAGUUUCGCGCCAAGAAAUCAAACAGCCAAUGACCUAUACUGCACUAAUAAGGAAAUUGUCAACGAUUGCCGAGUUAAUGACUGCAUGAAUGGGGGAGUAUGUCGUGACGUAAUCGAUGGCUACUACUGCGAUUGCCCUGUUGGAUAUGCAGGCGCUGUCUGUGAUCAUGAGAACGUCGAUUGUACCCUUGGCGCAGACUGUGAAGUCAACGAAGUUUGCUCAGAACGAAAUGAAUGCGAGUGCGAACGAGGUCGGACGAGACAAAACGAUGUAUGCAUUGGGGUCUCAGAGGUUAAGGAAUACUCAAUGACCCUCGUCGUAUCUGAGGUAAAUGGAGAACCAGCUGUGUACGACCCUUCACUUCUGGGACCCGAAGGGGAACAGUUUAGACAUUCGAUAGAGUAUGAGAUUCGUCAGAUUAUAGGGAAUGAUGCUUCUCUUCGCGUGGCACUGGUAGAGGUGGUAGCCAGGAACAUAUCCAGCGGAAGCAUUGUGGUGGAUAUUGCAAUGAUAUUUCGGGAGAACGCAUCAGAUAACUCUACCAAUAUUAGCCUGGCUUCAGUAGUGGCGGCUACUACCACUGAUCAGAAUAUCCUACAAGAAAGUGGCACUGCUUUUACAAUCAUGUGGAAUGCAUCGGUUGUUCAAGAUGCAAACGAAUGUGAGGAUGGAGCUGGUAACGACUGUUCUCAGUCCGCCCGGUGUACAAACACGGAUGGAAGCUAUGAAUGUGCAUGUCUUCAAGGGUACGAAGAUACCGGACAAUCGGGUGUUCUUCCAGGAAGAAAUUGUACAGAAAUAAACGAGUGCGACACAAACCCAUGUCUUCACGGUGCGACUUGCACGGAUAAAAUCAAUGGAUAUAACUGUACCUGUGCUGCUGGAUAUACGGGAAAUAGAUGUGAAACAGAAAUGAACGAGUGCGACACAAACCCAUGUCUUCACGGUGCGACUUGUACGGAUGAAAUCAAUGGAUAUAACUGUACCUGUGCUGCUGGAUAUACGGGAAAUGAAUGUGAAACAGACAUUGACGAGUGCAACGUGAAUCCUUGUCUUAAUGGUGCGACUUGUACGGAUGAAAUCAACGCAUAUAACUGCACUUGUGCUGCUGGAUAUACGGGAAAUGAAUGUGAAACAGAUGUUGACGAGUGUAACGUGAAUCCUUGUCUUAAUGGUGCGACUUGUACGGAUGAAAUCAAUGGUUAUAACUGCACUUGUGCUGGUGGAUAUACGGGAAAUGAAUGUGAAACGGAAAUAGACGAAUGUUACGUGAAUCCUUGUCUUAACGGUGCGACUUGUACGGAUGAAAUCAAUGGAUAUAACUGUACUUGCAUUGCUGGAUAUACGGGAAAUCAAUGUGAAACAGAUAUUAAUGAGUGUAACACAAAUCCUUGUCUUAAUGGUGCGACUUGUAUGGAUGAAAUCAAUGGAUAUAACUGUACUUGUGUUGCUGGAUAUACGGGAAAUGAAUGUGAAACAGAUGUAGACGAAUGCCUUUCAUCGCCAUGCCAAAAUGAUGCCACGUGUAGUAGUCUGGCCACAAAUGUUCUAUGUGAAUGCCCAGAAGGGUAUUCUGGAGACCAGUGUCAGAUCGAACCCGUGACCUGUUUAGGUGCCAACAGCUGCGGAGAACUCGAGAUUUGUAACACAGAAGGAAUGUGUGAAUGUGGUCCCAAUUAUAUAGAGAAUAGCAAUGGACAGUGUGAAGUUGCGUAUGUAUAUACGGUAUCUAUGACCAUCACAUCAUUCAACGGCCAGUCAAUAUCAUUUACUAUUGCCCUUACUGAUGUGACGAGUGACGAGUACCUUAGACUAGCAGCCAUAUUGAGACGAUUGCUUUUGCUGCAAGUACGUUUGCUUCGACGACUCGCCCGUAUCAUUUUCCGAAACGGAAGUGUCAUCGCCUCCUUCGAAGCCGGGACCGCCGAACCGAUGUCAGCAAACGAUCUCCAACAGAUGAUCAUAUCCGAUCUGGGCAGCGGCAAUAUUACUUCCGGUGGGAGCUCAAUAGGUGUUGACCCGGAUACCCUGGUUGCAACAGAUUUCAACGAAUGUUUAGUAGCAUCCGACAACGACUGCUCGCCCAAUGCCGACUGUUCAAAUAUGGAAGGGUCUUUUGUCUGCAGUUGUCGUGAGGGCUUCACGGACAACUCUCCUGACACAGGAAGACCUGGCCGGGUAUGCACCGUAGGUGGCCUUUCGAAGGGUGCCAUCAUCAGCCUUUCUCUCGGCCUGGGUAUGGUGUUUAUCUUUACCCUCCUUACGUGUACGGCAUGCUUAUUCAUGCAGUCCAAAGCAAACGCCUUUUAUAACGAAUAUUACAAACGACCCAUCGGUCGUAAACCCCGCCACCCUCCCCUCCGAACCAGAGAUAGAUCUCGAAACUUCAGGUCCGACAUGGACCAGAACUUUGACAAUGGAAUAUACGGUGCUCCCCGCUCUCCUGGACUGACAGCCCUGCACGGGGACCGCACGAAAAACUGGUACUUGCGCGAUGGAAGGGGACUGAUGGAUUCUCCUUUCGCAUCGAGAGGACCCAACUAUUACACUUCGCCAACAAGAGGUCAUUUUGCCCGCCCUUCUCGGAAUCGACAGCCGCCAAGAUACUCUGCUCAUUCUGGCAAUCAGGCUUCUUGGACAGACUACGAAGACCCUUUACCUCCGUAUUCAAGACGUGAAGGUCCCGAGGAGGAUAAUGAAUUCCAUCGUCCAAAUUAUGCUUCUGGAAAUGUAUUUUACUGAAAUGGUUAAAGAUGACAUCUCUUUAAACAAAUAUAUCUCAUUUUGGAAGCGAAUGAUCUAUAAUUUAUUUAAUUAAUGAAUUAUGAUAAUUGUAGGUUUAGAGGUUAGCUUAGAAGCAGGAUUGCUUCAAAUUAGCUUUUUAGUCUAGUUUUAUAUUUUGCCAAAGCUUUGUUCUCAUAUGAUAGCAAAAUUGUGACGCAGUAAAAAAAUGUCUCUUUUAUUUUUUUACUUUAUUUUUUACUACUUUCUUUUCUAUAUCGCGCUUGCUCUUUCAAUUUUAUUCAAAGCUGCUACCUGUUUAGAUAAUACUACCAAUUUCCGUAUCCGGUUUGUAUGAUGCCGUAUUUGGACAUUAAAGACCCCUAGCUAUUGAGCUCAAACUAAAAUCAAGAUAACUCGUGCAUUUAUAUCUUUUGAACAUUUCAUGUAAGUACUACAUAAGUCUAUCAGUUAACAUACCAUUGAAGGGCUCAAGUGAUCUAGUUCACCGAAUAAAUAAAAAAAUCAGGUACUAAUAAUUAUGAAUUGCAUCAAUAUCUGCGAUUGCAGUACUUUACUACGAUACCCGAAUAAUGGUAUUUGUUACUGAUCUGUAAUUUGUAAAUUAAUAUCCACUUCUGAAAAUGGAAAAGGUACAACAAAUAUACCAAUUGAUACGAUAGAUUAUUUAUACGUUUUACUUUACUGUUGAAUAUUAAACGCUAUUAUAUUGAAUUAAACCAUGAGUAGAACUAAUUUUAUUUCCCCUUUUUAUCCCCUUAUUAUUGUUAUCCAUGUAUAUUUAAGGGGAAGUUCACCUCCCUAAUCUUCCUCUUUCUCCUCUCUCGCUUGCCCUCGUCCUUCUCUCGUACACUUUUCUACGACGUAAUCGGUUUCUCUUUUUUCUAUCAUGUCUAUGAGAUCUAAUUUCUUCGAAUUCCAAAUAGAAUUAUCCCCGAACAUCCAUGCAAGGAAUUGCACGAAAAGCCAACAAGUUCACACUUUCUUAUAAGAAAACUGUAAAGGAAUUUUCACAUUUGGAAUGUAUAAUUUUAUUAAACAUAUCAAUCUACCACA
Messenger RNA from Lytechinus variegatus (green sea urchin), 5420 nucleotides. RefSeq names its product neurogenic locus notch homolog protein 1-like. Gene Ontology annotation, cellular component: plasma membrane; cytoplasm; protein-containing complex. The coding region runs from base 231 to 4364 and encodes 1377 amino acids. The record is from RefSeq and is a predicted model, not a curated record. Gene Ontology annotation, molecular function: Notch binding; calcium ion binding; metalloendopeptidase activity. Lineage: Eukaryota; Metazoa; Echinodermata; Echinoidea; Temnopleuroida; Toxopneustidae. The transcript is spliced from 31 exons. Gene Ontology annotation, biological process: establishment or maintenance of epithelial cell apical/basal polarity; proteolysis; Notch signaling pathway.